Necator americanus (New World hookworm) is the source of this 582-nucleotide messenger RNA. RefSeq lists its product as uncharacterized. The transcript has 2 exons. The record is from RefSeq and is a predicted model, not a curated record. The coding region runs from base 1 to 582 and encodes 193 amino acids. NCBI's taxonomy places the organism in Eukaryota, Metazoa, Nematoda, Chromadorea, Rhabditida, Ancylostomatidae.
AUGAACACUAAAGGAACACCAUGUGCAUCAACGCCAAGACAUCUUUCUCCAGCGGAGGUGUUGGUGUUCCUAGGGCGCCAGUUGAGGACGUCAUUGACGCUGCUGAAGGAAUCAGCUAAAGAAGAAGGAACGCGCAAUGUGGAAAUUGAAGAACAGUUCAAUUGUCAUCAUGGAGCACAGAAGAGAUUGUACCACCAGGAAGAACUCGUGUGGGUGCGUGACUACCGCCCGAGACAUGAGAAAUGGAUCCCUGCUCGUGUGAAGAAUCGCUAUGGACGAGCCGUGUACGACGUGCUAACGGAAGAAGAUGAUUUGUGGAAAAGACACGCUAACCAGAUGCGUGGAGAAAAACAUCGGAGAGUUAGCUGCGAGAGGACUGAAGCUUCCAAGAUGCCGUUCAACCAGGAAGACCGACGGUACCAUGGUAUGGCAAGGACGAUCGCCGACAUCAACGACAAUGUCAAGGAUCGAACAUCAACUAUCGUGCCGCCGACAACGACUAGACCAGCUCGACAACGCCGACCGCCUCGUCGAUUGCAACCUGAUCCGAAGAUGAAGACGUACGCGAUGCAUUCAUCUUAA